Molecule: messenger RNA, 861 nt
Organism: Wasmannia auropunctata (little fire ant)
Lineage: Eukaryota; Metazoa; Arthropoda; Insecta; Hymenoptera; Formicidae
Product: cuticle collagen 1-like
Exons: 1
Coding region: 1-861 (286 amino acids)
Source: RefSeq, a predicted model, not a curated record
AUGCUCUCCGGGCCUCAGACGUUGAGGGGAAGCGGAAGUUCCGGCCCCUCAACCCUGAGCGAGCUCAGGGCCUCCGUACACCCGGCGCCUCGUCAAAUCGCCCGCCCAGGGCUAGUCUUGCCGUAUCGUAAGGGGACAGCCAGCAACACGCCGCGAGCCAAGAAGAGGGGGCCGCCUGCUUCCCCCGGGGCACCCUACCUCCGAACCUCGCCGAGGAAGGUGGCAGCAUCUCCCAACGGGCACGAGCGACGCCUGGACCAGGGGCCGCCUGUCUCCCCCGGGGCACCCGACCGCCGGACCUCGCCAAGGAAGGCGACAGCAGUUUCCGACGGUCACGAGCGGCGCCUGGACCCCGGGAUCUCACUCCGCCCGUGGCGCCUGAUUGCACUGCAGCUGCCGGACCGGGAGCGACCGCCAACGGAUCCACGGCCACGACCGACCGUCGAUCGGGCCACUCAGACGGAGGACGUCGUCGGUCCGCCGAGCCCUCCGCUAAGGACGCCGACACGGCCGCGAACUCCCGGACGCCCAGGGAGUCCUGUCAUCCGACUCCCGCACACGCCGGCGAGGCCGCGAACUCCCGGACGCCCAGGGAGUCCUGUCAUCCGAUUCCCUCGCUCGCCCGGUCACUCACCGUCCGCACCGGCUCCGGCGGCUAAACGCAGCCGGCCCUCGGAGUCCUCCGGGCGGUUUGAGGAGGUGCUGCGUCGCAUCACGCAGGCGUCCCCGGACCGUACGAGACUGCGCUCGGUCGUGAGCAUUCCGCUCCAGCCGAUUCCUUGCUUCCGCCGCCGACCCUUCGUCCAGGACCGGACGAAGGCCCUGUUCGAGCUUUUGGGGAAGGAGAACAGGCGGCGCUAA